UUAUUUAUUAAGGAUGAAAAGAAACUUUGAUCUGUUUCUGUAAACCAGUUUAUCCUCAUAACUGACUGUCACUGUGGACAGUUUGCUUUGGCUGUCAGAUCAUAUUACUGAUGAUGAGGAGGUGAUUAUGGAACCAAAAUGUUUUACUGGUUUUAUUCUGUUUUACUGGUUUUAUUCUGUUUUACUGGUUUUAUUCUCCGCUGACCGACUGAACUUUCAAAAACACUCUGACCCUUUAACAUUAAUAUUAGCACUAAAUGAAGCAACACGUCUAACAUCAUGAACAGAAAAUGUAUUUCCUCUCCACACACAGUAACUUGUAAUCCUGCAGCAGAAACAUCGUCAAACCUCAGUUCAAUCUGGAGAGACUCAGACGGAGAAAAGCAGUGAUUAGGAGGUUUAUUAACAAACACAAAUUUAAAGUUCUUUGGCGCUCGGGCCCCGGCUGAGGUCAUCGAACGGAUUGCGAUGAGCUCGGAUGAGUAUUCCCGAUGCAGGUUCGGAAAGUCAUCCCCCGGGGCCCGACACUGGUGGUGGAGGUCGGUGGAUGAUGAGCUUCAAGAGCUGGGAGAGCCAGGGUGGAGAAGGGUUGAGCGCGGCUGGAAAGCGGAGGACGCCGUGCUUGGAGGUCCUUAUCAGCUGGGUCUCGGUCGAUGAUUGGACGUGACAUGGCAUGGUUCAGCGUUGUGCCAGAUGUUGUGGAGGAUUUGAAACGCUGCAGCAGCAACGACCUGCUGCAUCCAGACAUGUCUGAGCAGAAGGAUGAAGGCAGUUUUAACUACAGCUGAGAAACUCAAACCUCUGAACCUGGUUCUGUUUGGUCCAAAUGGAUCCCUGAAGGCGUCAGCAGCCAAGGUCAUUCUAGGUCACCAGGAUCUUCCUUCAGAGUGUGUCAGGAAGCAGGGAGAGGUGUUUGGACGUGGGGUUUCUCUGCUGCAGCUGCCUGCCUUGGAUGGAAAAGCUCAGCAGGAAGUGAUGGAGGAAUCCUUCAGGUGUGUCUCCCUCUGUGAUCCUGAGGGUGUCCACGCCUUCAUCCUGGUCCUACCUGUGGGUCCCCUCACUGAUGAAGACAAGGGAGAGUUACACACCAUCCAGGACACAUUCAGCUCUAGAGUCCAUGACUUCACCAUCAUCCUCUUCACCACAGAGACUGAUGCUGCAGAUAAAGAUGUUGGUGACGUUAUAAAGGAGAGCAGAGACAUCCAGGAUCUCCUCCAGAUCUGUGGAGGAAGAUAUUUUGUUCUGGACACCAGAGACAGACGGCAGGUCAGAGAACUGAUGGAGAAGAUUUGUGGUGAAAAGUCCAGCGUUUUCUCAACAGGCCUGUUCUCCAAGGUGUUGAUUGAGAGGAUUUUAAAAGUUGAAUCAGAACUACAGGAUGUGAAACAGAAGAGUGAAGAUGAGCAACAGACAACAAAACAACUCAGGAAAGAGACAGAAGAAGUAAAGAAAAGAGAAGAAGAGCUGAAGAAGAAACACAGAGAAGAAACUAAAACUCUGCAAUCUCAACUGGAUCAGCAAAGAAAAGAGCAAAUUCAAAUACUGAAAGAAAAGGAUGAAAUAAUAGAGAAUGAACGCGAGAAGAGAAAGAAGGAGCGAGAGGAAGAGGACAAAAAAUGGAGAAAACAGGAAGAACUGCAGCGAAAAGAGUGGAAACAAAAACUGGAUGCUUCAGAAAACCGAGUUAAAGAUGAACGAGAGCAAAGAGAGACGGCUGAGAAACGUCUGGAGCAGAGCAGGCGAGGCGGACCAGAGAGCGGGACGCCUGGGACAAAGAGAAGGUGAGCAUCCUGGAGCGAAUGCACCAGGAACUGAAACAGAACCUGCAGGAAACCAAGCAGAACCUGGAGGAGGAGCGGGAACGCCACAGGAAGCUGCAGGAGGAUUUCUACCAGAAGAGGAGGAAGUGGACGUACCUGGGCUUCACUCUGCUGCUGUCAGUGUCUCUAGUUUUAUUAUACGUGUAUCAAAACCAAUAAGCUGCUGGACCCAAACGGACCAAAAUCAAGACCCGGCUGGAGAAACUGGGUCAGUUUUAUAAAAUAAUGAUAAUAUUGGUGAUGAUUUUAAUGUGUCAUAUUGACUCCCAGAGUCAUCAGAUCAUCUCAGUUUACAGGUUUUGUUUUUUUUACAUAAACAAGCAGAGUUUGCAUUAAUGUGACUUUAAUUAAAAUAAAUGAUUUUCUUUCUGCGCCGUUGAUUGGUGCAGUGAUGAUGCAUAAUGUCAGCAUCCAUCACAUGAAUCUGAUUAUUAUUAAUCUGAUAUUAGAACUGCAGAAUUAAUUUCACUGUAAUUCUGUGUAGAUUUUCAUUAACAGUGUUUUAUAUGAAUGUUUUUUCUUUAAUGUUUUGUCACUAAAAGUUUUUCUGACUUUGAGCUCAGAUCAAGUUCAGGAUUUUAAUGAGAUUCUUUAUCGGCUUUUAUUUCCUGUCUUUCAUGUUUUAGAGUUUUUCGAACAAAAGUCCAACUGAACUGGUUUCCUCCAGUGAGUGGAGGGUCAUGAAGAUGUUUCUGUUCACCUGCUAACAGAGAUCAGUUCUUCUUUAGCUCUGAUUAAUGAAUCAUGUUCAGAUCAGUGAAACAUUUUUACCUUCCAGUAGAAAUAAAAACAAAGAUUCUUCA
Molecule: messenger RNA, 2623 nt
Organism: Gambusia affinis (western mosquitofish)
Lineage: Eukaryota; Metazoa; Chordata; Actinopteri; Cyprinodontiformes; Poeciliidae
Product: vicilin-like seed storage protein At2g18540
Exons: 3
Coding region: 763-1785 (340 amino acids)
Molecular function (GO): GTP binding
Source: RefSeq, a predicted model, not a curated record